AAAUUUCCCUGGCGCACCAUUGUCUUCUCCAAAAGGGCAAACAACAAUGGCGUCCCUUGACCCCUCUCUGGAACCCAAGCAUGUCCUCCUAUUCUCAGUACCACUACUCAUAGCUCCUCUGGUAAUAUUGUUAUACUUCCAAGCUGUUCGCAACAAGAAGAACGCCAUCCGUCUGCCCCCGAGCCCCCUGAGGCUACCCAUCAUAGGGCAUCUACACCUGAUGGUGAAUGAGCCCCACCGGUCACUGCAGAAGUUGGCCCGCAGCCUGGGCCCAGUCGUGUACCUGCAGCUCGGCGACAUCGCCGCCGUCGUGGUUUCCUCGCCGGAGGCGGCUACGGAGGUGCUCAAGACGCAUGAUGUCCAUUGCUGCAGCCGACCCUCCUCCCCAGGUGCAAAUUUAAUUACCUACGGGCAACAAGACAUCGCAUUCUCGCCAUACAACGAAAGCUGGCGUGAGAGGCGCAAGCUGUUCGUUUCGGAACUCGUAAGCAGCAAACGCGUCCAGUCCUUCGCGCACGCGCUAGAAGCUCAAGUUGGCAACCUUAUCCAAUCACUAUCACAGUCUCCACCGUCCAAGCCCGUCAACCUGAACGAGACCCUCUUCACGCUCAUCGACGGCUUCAUCGGCACCGUGGCUUUCGGAAGCAUGAACGGUGCUAAGCUCAUGAAAUACGCCAAGUUCCAGCAGGUUUUUAGCGAAGCCAUGGUCGCCCUCUCGGCCUUCUCCGCGCAGGACUUCUUCCCAGCGUCGCCGAUGAGCCGAUGGUUCGACAAGCUAGUCGGGCUAGAGGCGCGGUACCGUAGGAUAUUCCUAGAGCUGGAUGCAUACUUCGAGAUGGUGCUCAGCCAGCAUAUGGAUCCAGGAAGGGUGAAACCUGAGACGGAUGACCUUGUGGAUGUGCUCAUCAAUCUCUGGAAGGGACAAGCACUAACAAAAGACCACCUCAAGGCUCUCAUCAUGGAUGCGUUUAUAGGUGGCACAACCACAAGCUCGGUGACAUUGUUGUGGGCGAUGUCUGAGCUAAUCAAGAACCUGGCAGUGAUGAAGAAGGCCCAGACAGAGAUAAGGAAUAUGGUUGCCGACAAACAAACGCUGCAGGUCGACAACCUCUCUAAGCUCAAGUACCUGAAAAUGGUCGUCAAGGAAACGCUGCGAUUACAUCCACCAGCGCCGCUGCUCGUUCCAAGGGAGACGAUGGACCAUGUAAAAGUCCUCGGCUAUGAUAUCUCACCCAAGACAAGGAUCUUCGUCAACGUGUGGGCUAUAGGGAGGGACCCUGCCCGUUGGGAAAAACCUGAGGAGUUUUACCCCGAGAGGUUUGACAACAUUUCCAUUGAUUUUCAUGGAUCACACUAUGAGCUCCUGCCUUUUGGUGCGGGGCGGCGGAUCUGCCCAGCUAUCCACAUGGGCGCGACAAUCGUAGAGUUCACGCUUGCUAGUUUGCUGCAUUCAUUUGAUUGGGAAUUACCUCAAGGCAUGACAAGCCAAGAUGUGAGCAUGGAAGGGACCGGAAGACAAGUUUACUGCAGGAAGACUCCUCUUUACCUUGUUCCAUCCUGCAAGAAGCAGACCCACUUUCCAUAGGAGGUGGCUACUGGCUAGAUUGGUGACGGCGCGCGUAGAAAAACUCAGCCAAAAAAGUGUUCAGAUGGACGGCUAGAAUCGACUCGGCAGCGAGAUCAGAUGGCUGGAACCACAUAUGGCCAGAUAAAGCUCAGUUUCCCCUAGCUAUAUAUCUUUUAGAUUAGUCUUCCCAAAUUUUUUUUUUUUUACUUUAGCAAGUAACUAAGUGGAAGUUUUCACCUACGAUGGCGACAACUGCGUAGAUACAGAUUGAGUCUUCAACACUUUAAGCUAUUACUAUCUUUUGAGUUAUGUUAAAAGUGAUAUGUUCGUAUUA
Lolium rigidum is the source of this 1901-nucleotide messenger RNA. RefSeq names its product 4-hydroxyphenylacetaldehyde oxime monooxygenase-like. The coding region runs from base 47 to 1585 and encodes 512 amino acids. The record is from RefSeq and is a predicted model, not a curated record. Gene Ontology annotation, molecular function: oxidoreductase activity, acting on paired donors, with incorporation or reduction of molecular oxygen; heme binding; monooxygenase activity. The transcript is spliced from 3 exons. NCBI's taxonomy places the organism in Eukaryota, Viridiplantae, Streptophyta, Magnoliopsida, Poales, Poaceae.